CACGACUGCGAUCAUUGACCUUCAGCAACAGUCACUCUGCCCAACUCUGGCAUUCUCCCUGGUUGCCUAGUAUCAUCUCUCAAAAUGCGUCCCACCGCAGCUCUGCGGAUGCAAGCUACCCGCAUCCUGCGCGCCGGUCAUGGCCCUGACCCAAAGAAUGGAGUAUACAUGGGCUCGUGGGGAAAUCUAGGCUCUCCAGCGCAAAAGAACAUUAUCACCUAUGCCCUUUCGCCGAACCGACAGAACCCAACGUCUACCUUGCUCUCCGACGCCAUCUUUAACACUUUCCGCCGAACACGCAAUCAGGUUCUAUAUUGGGUUCCUCCCUUGUUGAUCGCGUAUCUUGCGAUGGACUGGGCUACCGAGAGGAACGAAUAUCUUAACUCGAAACCAGGACGAGCCGAGUACGAAGAGUAGUGGUAGUGGUCAAAACUCGCCGUUGGUGGACGUAACAUUGUACAUAAACAGAGGAUACAGCGGAAUUACAAGACAAGCCGAUUCAUUGUUCACCACACGUUUUCUCGAUCAUGCCAUUAUGUGAGGAAUCCAAUCCUGCUCCACCGCACACCAAGGCAUCUGGAAUGGGGUUUCUUGCGAGGUCCCCUAGAUAUCGUCCGACCACCCCAACGACCGGCUUCAGGACCAGUGAAAUCUUCCGAUAUUUCUUUGCUGCUAGGUCUAAGAGCUUGUGGUGACAGCUCGGCUCCUCCGAAGAACCACGGGACCUUGCAAAACUCCGUCCUCCCGAACGGUUUGAGAACAUGUACGGAGUAUAUUGCAAGUUUAUCCCAAAUCUCGGACCCAUUUGAUUGAGCCCAUAUUAGCCUGGUCCUAUUCUCGGCAUGUCGUGAUGCUCGCUCAGACUACUCAGGUAGCGGUUCAACUCCUCAACCCGCUCUUUGUGCGUCUUGACACCUUCUCGUUUUAAGCGUUCCUCAAGCUAGUUGCCCAUGUAUGGUCAGCACGAACCGUUCCAAAU
Molecule: messenger RNA, 979 nt
Organism: Cladophialophora immunda
Lineage: Eukaryota; Fungi; Ascomycota; Eurotiomycetes; Chaetothyriales; Herpotrichiellaceae
Exons: 4
Coding region: 85-417 (110 amino acids)
Biological process (GO): mitochondrial electron transport, ubiquinol to cytochrome c
Source: RefSeq, a predicted model, not a curated record